AUGAGGUGCGGUGUUGUGUUGCUGGUUGCUGUGCUCUCCCUGGGAACUGGAGCUGCUGUCCCACUGAAUGAAGCUGACUAUGAUCAGAUUCAAGAAAACUUUGAUUUAAAUCAGUUUCUUGGGACAUGGUACACACUUGCAAAUGGCUGUGACUGCCCUGAGUUCAUUAAGAAAUUUGAGAAAAUAAUAGCAAUUAGCAAAGUAACAUUCUCAACCAACGAGGAAAUGACUAAACUCAUCGGGAACUAUGUGUAUGAUCGGAAUGGAAGCUCGUGUGUUCAGGUGGUGGCAGAGUACAAUGUGCAAGAUCUUCCAGGACACUUUGUAUUUAAUACCACUAAUGUCUUUGAAGCCACAGCAGAUAUGCGAGUCAUCAAAACCAACUACCAGGAAUAUGCUUUAAUACUGUAUGACAGAAUGAAAGGAGUGAAUCAAACAAAAUCAGUGGCCUUGUUGGGAAGGACACGGAAGCUGAGCAAGGAGAUCAAUGAAGAGUUCAAAGAGUUUGCAUUAAGACACAGGGUCCCAGAGAGCAUGAUCAUCUUUCUACCUGAGAAAGGAGCAUGUGUUCCAUGGGACCCCAUCCCAGAGUCAUCGGUCAAGGAUCGCAAACGUCGAGCACUUGGAGGGCAAGAUGAGGAAGGGUCUGGCUUUGAAGACUUCAUGAACACAACUCAUACUGCAGGAUCCUGUCAACUGGCACCUGAUGCUGGGCCCUGCUUCGGCCAUGUGCCAAAAUUCUACUACAACCACAGCUCAAUGGCCUGUCAGACGUUCAAUUAUGGUGGUUGUCUUGGAAACGGAAACAACUUUAAGACAGAGCAGGAAUGUUUGCAGAGAUGCAGGACUGUAGAAGAUGAUGAGCUUCUGGUUGUUGCCAAGAAAGUGUAG
This is a messenger RNA of Hemiscyllium ocellatum (epaulette shark), 891 nucleotides long. RefSeq names its product protein AMBP-like. Bases 1 to 891 code for a protein of 296 amino acids. The record is from RefSeq and is a predicted model, not a curated record. The transcript is spliced from 9 exons. Gene Ontology annotation, cellular component: plasma membrane; cell surface. Gene Ontology annotation, molecular function: serine-type endopeptidase inhibitor activity. Lineage: Eukaryota; Metazoa; Chordata; Chondrichthyes; Orectolobiformes; Hemiscylliidae.